This is a messenger RNA of Solanum verrucosum, 1002 nucleotides long. Its product is annotated as probable WRKY transcription factor 70. Gene Ontology annotation, biological process: regulation of DNA-templated transcription. The record is from RefSeq and is a predicted model, not a curated record. NCBI's taxonomy places the organism in Eukaryota, Viridiplantae, Streptophyta, Magnoliopsida, Solanales, Solanaceae. Gene Ontology annotation, molecular function: DNA-binding transcription factor activity; sequence-specific DNA binding. The transcript is spliced from 3 exons. The coding region runs from base 7 to 663 and encodes 218 amino acids.
UAUAAUAUGAAGUCAUCUUUGUUAAAAAACAAAACGUCUGAUCUAGAGAAAAUAAUAGUAGAGUUGAAUCGUGGCCGGGAAUUUACGUGUCGGCUAAGAGAGAUAAUAAAGAAGCAUGUAGAUCAUGUAGAUGAUGAAGAUGCAUAUACGUUGGUUGGAAAAAUAAUGAGUUCAUUUUGUGCGACUCUAUCGAUAUUAAGCUCUAAUGAAGACUCAUCAAGUAGUAGUUGCAAGAUUUCAUUGUUGAAAGAUCGAAGAGGACGAUACAAGAGAAGGAGAACUUUAGAGACAAGCGUAAAAGAAACUUCAACUUUGGUGUAUGAUGGCCAUGCUUGGAGAAAAUAUGGUCAAAAAAAGAUCCUUAAUGACAAAUAUCCAAGGAAUUAUUUUAGGUGCACUCAUAAAUUUGAUCAAGGUUGUCAAGCAAACAAACAGGUGCAAAGAAUUCAAGAAAAUCCACCACUAUUUAGGAUCACUUAUUAUGGUCAUCACACUUGCAAAACUUGUCCUAAAGUUUCUCAAAUGAUAUGUGAUUCUCCAAAUGAUCAUGAAGAUUCUAAUUCAGUCUUACUUAACUUUAAUUCUACCAAUAAUAAUUAUAAAAAUCAUCACCAUUUUUUGGGUAUGAUGGUGGAAACUGUUGAUUUGUCUUUUGAAUUUUAAACAUACAUAUUGGGCUUUAAUUUUUUUGGAGGGGAGUCUUAUUGGAUCAACGGUAUAAAAGUUGUCUCAAAUAAUUUAUAAGUGAUAGAUUCGAAUAGUGAAAGCAGCUAUUGUUACUGUAGUAGAAUAAGUUGUUGACAUUACAUUCCUUGAAGUACAAUCCUUUUUCAUGACGUACCUUGUGUAAACUUUAAUAUGUAUUUUUUCGUGUAGAUUGUUGAUUGUGGGGGUGGGGUGGGGUGGGUUAAUGGAAUUUGUGUAAAUAUUUUGUAUAAUGUUAUGUACUUUGGAAUGAGAAUAAUUUUGGCUACAUUUAUAUAUAAUUCCUUUUCCUUUCGA